GUGUGUCGUCAUACGCGCUUUUUCAGAUUGUUGAAUUCGUAUAGAAAAACUGGGCCUUAACAUCGUACAAAAGAGAAAAAAGAGUUUUAGAAGAUAUAAUCAUUGUAUUACGUCUUUUUUGUUGUCGCGAGGGUACUUACUCGUUUUAUGAUUUAUUUUCAUAUUUUAUUUGCUUAUAAUAUAAAAUGGAAAAAUGAUCAUAGACGAAGUUAGGACAGUAACCGCAUUAAUAAGCGGGAUAAAACCAGUAAUAGCAUUUCAUGAAUUGUUGAAUAUUCAACAGAGCCAAACUUUUUAUUGAAGCAGUUACGGUGAAGAGAAUACGAAAGAAUAUAUUAAUUGAAAAGGAGCAAUAAAGGAAUUGUUAGAAGUUUUUAUAGUGUUUAUUUAAAGAAAGAGAAUACUUGAUAAAAUGCCAGGCCUUAUCGCUGUUAGUGAUUUUAUUGAAGAAACCAGAGGCGAUUACAAUUCUCCUACUACAUCCACAUUUGUUUCUAGGAUGCCACAGUGUAGACAAACCAUUGCAGCAUUGGAAGAGACUCUUGAUUUUGAUCGAGAUGGACUUACUAAACUUAAAAAAGCAAUCAAGGCAAUCUAUAAUUCAGGAAAUGCUCAUGUUGAUAAUGAAAUGUACUUAGGAAGAGCAUUGGAAAGAUUAGGAGAUGCUGCUCUUAAGGAACAAGAACCAGAUAUUGGUGCAGCUUUUCUUAAAUUUGCUGUUGUUACCAAAGAAUUAAGUGCAUUAAUGAAAACAUUGAUGCAAAAUAUUAGUAAUAUUGUAAUGUUUCCAUUGGACUCAGUCUUGAAAGGUGACUUGAAAGGUGUUAAAGGCGAUCUUAAGAGACCUUUUGACAAAGCUUGGAAAGAUUAUGAAGCUAAAUAUGCAAAAAUUGAAAAAGAGAAGAAACAACAUGCAAAAGAGGCUGGUCUAAUUCGAACCGAAAUUACUGCUGCAGAAGUUGCUGAUGAAAUGGAGAAAGAAAGACGACUAUUUCAAUUACAAAUGUGUGAAUAUUUAAUCAAAGUUAAUGAAAUUAAAACUAAAAAAGGCAUAGAACUGCUUCAACAUUUGGUUGAAUAUUAUCAUGCACAAACAAACUAUUUUCAAGAUGGGUUGAAAACCAUAGAACAUUUCGGUUCUUAUGUAGUGGAUUUAAGUAUGAAACUUCAAAAAAUUAGACAAGCUCAGGAUGAAGAAAGAAGGCGUUUAAUGGAACUCCGAAGUCUAUUGAGAAGUUCUGGAUGUGAUAAAGAAUUAAAUACAAAUACAAGUACUGGAUAUUCAUUGCAUCAAUUGCAAGGUGAUAAACAACAUGGUGUUACACGUACUGGUCAUCUUUUGAAAAAAAGUGAAGGAAAAAUGAGACGAGUUUGGCAAAAACGUAAAUGUUCUGUACAAGCAGAAGGAUAUUUAGAUAUCUGUCAUGCUGAUGAAAAUAAACCGCCUACAAGGGUGAAUUUAUUAACGUGCCAAAUAAAACUGGUACCUGAUGAUAAAAGAAGUUUUGAUCUUAUAAGCUAUAAUAGGACCUAUCACUUUCAAGCUGAGGAUGAAGCGGAUCAACGAGCAUGGAUGUCUGUUCUAGUCAACUGCAAGGAGCGUGCUCUAUUGAGAGCUUUUGAUGCAAGUGGCAAACCAGAAGCAAAUCAUGGUAAUCCUAGUUUAGUCGAACUUCAACAAGCUAUAAUAAGGUGUGUCAUGAGGUUACCUGGUAAUGAUAAGUGCGGUGACUGUUCUUCUCAAAAUGAUGCAACUUGGCUGUCAACAAACUUUGGAAUAAUUGUGUGCAUUGAAUGCAGUGGUAUACACAGGGACUUAGGUGUACAUAUAUCUAGAAUACAAUCUUUAACGCUUGAUAAUAUAGGUACUUCACAAUUGUUGCUAGCGAGGUAUAUGACAAAUCAAGCUUUUAACGAAGUUAUGGAAACGAUGUUGCGUCAUAAUUUUAAGCCAUCUUCAACGUCUACAAUGGAAGAAAGGUACGAAUUUAUUAGGGCUAAAUAUGUAGAAAAAAAGUAUAUUACAAGAACUUGUGUUAAUGAACAAGAUCUGUUAUCAGAUCUUGAACAUGCUGUAAAUAAUCGAGAUUUACAUCACUUGUUACAAGUUUAUGCAGAAAAUGUAGAUUUAUCAGCUAGUUUACCCACAUCAGAUUUAUGUGAAACUGCUCUUCAUUUAGCAAUUUUAAGAGAAAUGGGAAAUAGUUUAUACAUUGUAGACUUCUUAAUUCAAAAUAUGCCAAUUGGCACUAUAGAUAAGACUACAACUGAAGGAGAUACAGCUUUGCACCUUUCUGCUAAGCAUGAUAAAGCAGAAUCUAUGAAGUUAUUAUUGAAAGCAGGUGCCGAUCCAACACUUCGUAACAAACAAGGAAAAACUCCGUUGGAUAUUGCUCAAGAAGUUGGACAUCAUACAUGUCAAGAAUUAUUAAAUCAUGGACUUCAACGGCAGAAAACAUUAUUCGAUAAUGUAAAUAUUGAUUGGAAUCUCUCACAUGAUGAAGCAUCAACAGAUUUUUCUGACGAUGAAACUAUCAUUGAAGAAAGAAAUGGUUGUUCAACACCAGAAAAAAAAUUACGUAGUAGGCCUCCUUCAUAUGCUGGUGCAACAGAAACAGGUGCAACAGAUUCACCAGUUACAUUGCGCAGUAGAAGUAGUACUUGUGAUAGUCUACAGAGUGGUUUAUCUCCAGGUUUCUGCACAACUAAAGAACAAAUGCCACCACCACCUCCACCUCAAAUAAAAAAGCCAGUAAUAGCAAUGACUCGAUUGUUUGUAGUCCCGACUCCAGUAGUGCCCGACAUCUCAAUAAAUUUCCAUGGUUCCUUGAAGAAACGCGUGGCACCACCACCACCCGCUGGCCUCGAUGCUAGCGGAACCAGUCUUACAAGCACCAUUCUCUCACCACAUUACGGAACUCUGCCCGCAGCUUCACAUAGCAGGACAACAAGUGAGCCCAUUUUGACUAGUCAUAAUACUAUUCAAACUCUACCACACGUAUUGCGAACUCUGAACACUACUCACAAAAGAUCUCCCAGCAGUGAUUCAUCAACGGGACAUGGUACUGAUGAAUUACGUAUCGAGAAAAUUAAUAUAAAUUCGUCAACACUGCAAAGGCCGCGAAAUCCACCUCCACCCGCGCCUCCCGCUAUCUGCGCAACAAUGACAAUUUCAAGAUUAGCAAAUGAUCAAAACAGUAGCGAUAGUCUAAGUACAACUUGUUCUGAAAGUGGACCAGGAAAUCCAUUGCCACCUCCUCGAAAGCCACCGGCGUCAACGAUAGGAUUUAGUAAUUUACGUCGCUGUAGGGCGCUAUAUGAUUGCGAAGCUGACAAUGAGGAUGAACUUUCAUUUCACGAGGGUGACAUCAUCGUAGUGACAAAUGAGCACACGGAUGAUGAAAAUUGGAUGGAAGGUUUCCUUGAGCGAACACCAGAACGAAGAGGCAUGAUUCCUAUUAGUUUCGUGCACAUGUUACAAGAGUAAAUUACUCUAUAAUUUCAAAAUAAAAACCCUGGAUUUCUUUCGUUAUACGUAGAUAAAUAUAAAUACAAAUACGAAUGUAACAAUAAAUGCAUAUGCACAUGUUUGUGCAUAAAUGAGCAUACUCAAAUCUAUUAUAUAUAUAUAUAUAUAAAUACAUAUAUAGAAACAUACGCGUAUACAAUAUACUCACCUACACAUACCUACACAUGCACGCAUGCAAACACAUAUAUUACGCAUUCACUAUUGUCUAUAAUGCUGCCAGUAUUACUAGUUUUGUCGAUUAGCAUUGCGGAGACUCGAUUAUUAAUGAAACGUAUAAAAAUAGCUAAAGAAAAUUUAAUAUUCAUAUCAUUAAAAAAAAAAUUAUUAGCACGUCUGUUUAAGGAAAGACAAACGUUGUAUUGUCUACAAGUGUAACUAUUAAUCAUUUUCUUCUUGAUAUUUCAUUCUUUACAAGUUGAGUAAGUAGUAAUUUUUUGUGAUUAGAGAAUACUUAUGAAUGAA
Ceratosolen solmsi marchali is the source of this 3991-nucleotide messenger RNA. RefSeq names its product ArfGAP domain of ASAP (gene Asap). Gene Ontology annotation, molecular function: GTPase activator activity; protein binding. The transcript is spliced from 17 exons. Gene Ontology annotation, biological process: positive regulation of GTPase activity. The coding region runs from base 413 to 3487 and encodes 1024 amino acids. Lineage: Eukaryota; Metazoa; Arthropoda; Insecta; Hymenoptera; Agaonidae. Gene Ontology annotation, cellular component: cytoplasm. The record is from RefSeq and is a predicted model, not a curated record.